AUGAGCGCAGUUAUGGCCGAAAGAUAUGUCUACGGCCCUGGGAUCCGCGGCGGCAGCUGGAGGGCUGCAAUCCGGAUAAAGAGCGAGGACGCAGAGUCACUGGGACGUACCGCGAAGCGACCUACACGCAGCGGCGGGGCUCAUACCCCGCCUGCGCCACGAGAAACAACAGCGAGAAUCAAGUCCCACCUCCAGAUCGAAUCAAGUCCCACCUCUAGACCCACCUCUAGACCCACCUUUAGACCCACCUUUAGACCCACCUCCAGACCCACCACUAGACCCACCACUAGACCCACCACUAGACCCACCUCCAGAGCAACCUCCAGACCCACACUAGACCCACCACUAGACCCACCUCCAGACCCACACUAG
Molecule: messenger RNA, 372 nt
Organism: Knipowitschia caucasica
Lineage: Eukaryota; Metazoa; Chordata; Actinopteri; Gobiiformes; Gobiidae
Source: the annotation of a GenBank genome assembly